GCUAAAGCGUGUCUACAUUGAGUAAACCGCGACGACCACGCCUUGGUUUUGUCUCCACGUCAACGAAGACAAAUUUUCUUACAAAAAAUUGAAAAGGAAGGGAAAAUCAUCACAUUUCGUUUCUCAGCAGAUCCAUCCAAAGAAGCAGAACAUGGCGAACAAUCACAAGAACAGCAACAACAACGACAACGACAACGGCGCCGUUGAUUCUGAGUCGACUCCUCUUUUGGAGAGGCAGGUGGUAGAAGAAGCCAAGAAUGAGAAGAAGUCGAGCGUUGACAGAUAUUCUCCAGCUGGGAGAUCUGAAUCUGUGGCGCCGGAAUUCGGUGUGUACGGUUGGACCGCGAAUGGGAUGCCUUUGGCUCACGGGAGUGUGAUGGGGGAGCCCAUGGGCCGUACCCAGUGGGACUCUUCUCUCUGCUGUUGCCUUGGUCGCAAUGAUGAAUUUUGCAGCAGCGAUCUUGAAGUUUGUCUUCUUGGAUGCAUGGCGCCAUGUGUGCUGUAUGGAGGCAAUGUGGAGAGGCUUGGUUCUGCUCCUGGGACCUUUGCAAAUCACUGUGUGUCUUACGCUGGUCUCUGCCUGAUUGAAAAAUUCUUCUUUGGUUCGAAUUUCCUGGCUCCUUGGUUUUCAUAUCCUAGCCGUACAGCUAUUCGCAGGAAGUUUAACCUGGAGGGUAGCUUUGAAGCACUUCACAGGUCAUGUGGGUGUUGCGGAAGCUGUGUGGAAGAUGACAUGCAACGUGAGCAAUGUGAGUCAGCUUGUGAUUUUGCAAGUCAUUUCUUCUGUCACCCAUGUGCUCUUUGCCAAGAAGGUCGUGAGCUUCGUCGAAGGUUGCCUCAUCCUGGGUUCAAUGCUGAGCCUGUGUUGGUUAUGAUUCCUCCAGGGGAACAGAGCAUGGGUCGUGGAGCCUGAGGACACUCUUACUUGUCAUCGUGACCCAACUCGCCAUGAAGGAUUUCUAUCAUGUCUAUAUAUAUAUUUUAAUGGGGUGUGGCAUAGUACAAUUAUGUUAUUGCCUUACUUGUAUCCUAGUGGUUUGAUCGACCUAGUAUAAAUAAUAUGUGAUGCAUUUGCAGAGACUUUGAUUAUGUUGUGUUUGUUAUCGUGUUGCUGAGAGACUUGUAUUCACACUAUUAAUGUUAUGGUGAAAGUGCAUAUCUUGGGUUUCUUAGCCAUCA
Messenger RNA from Mangifera indica (mango), 1179 nucleotides. RefSeq names its product cell number regulator 8. The coding region runs from base 152 to 913 and encodes 253 amino acids. The transcript is spliced from 3 exons. The record is from RefSeq and is a predicted model, not a curated record. NCBI's taxonomy places the organism in Eukaryota, Viridiplantae, Streptophyta, Magnoliopsida, Sapindales, Anacardiaceae.